This is a messenger RNA of Letharia columbiana, 816 nucleotides long. RefSeq lists its product as uncharacterized. Gene Ontology annotation, molecular function: 3-oxoacyl-[acyl-carrier-protein] synthase activity; fatty acid synthase activity. NCBI's taxonomy places the organism in Eukaryota, Fungi, Ascomycota, Lecanoromycetes, Lecanorales, Parmeliaceae. Gene Ontology annotation, biological process: fatty acid biosynthetic process; secondary metabolite biosynthetic process. Bases 1 to 816 code for a protein of 271 amino acids. The record is from RefSeq and is a predicted model, not a curated record. The transcript is spliced from 5 exons.
AUGACGCCAGUACAUAAAAUUGUCAACGGCGUUCACGGUGGUACUGGUGGUCUUGUCAACGGCAAUGACGGUGGUACCAAUGGUACUGUUAACGGCGUUCACAGCGGUGCUCAUGGUUCUAUUAACGGCAUACACGGCGGUAAUAGUGAUCAUGUCAAUAGUCCUCAACAUCCGGUUCAGGACAACGCAACUUUCAUCACUGACCUAGAUGGGGUCGAUCAACCUCGGCUUGAGCCUAUUGCUAUGCUGAUGGAAAAGAGAUGCUCCAUGACUGAGUGGCUCAAAGAAAGACUUAACCUGAAUGCCUUCUAUCAUCCAGAUAGUAGUAGACCGGAUACGAUUCCUUCCAAAGGCGGUCAUUUUCUGGAAGAGCCUCUUGGCAAUUUCGAUGCGCCGUUCUUUUCCAUAACACCGACCGAAGCUGCAGCCAUUGACCCACAGCAUCGCCUGCUUCUUGAGACUGCCUACAGAGCCUUCGAGAAUGCAGGCAUAUCUAUGGAGAAGGCGUCGAACUCAAAAACCUCGGUUUACACCGGUUGCUUGGCAGACGACUGCAGAUUAGGAAUUUUCAAAGAUCCUGACAUGCUUCCGAUAUACAGUGCCACCUGGAUCGCGGUCGCCAUGCUCGCUGCCCGGCUAAGUUGGUUCUUCAAUCUCACCGGCCCAUGUGUGAAUUUGGAUUCUGCCUGCUCCAGCAGCAUGAUGGCUCUUGACCUCCCAUGUCAGGGAUUACGCAACAGAGACUCAAAUAUGGCCCUCGUUGGCGGCGGCAACCUACUCACUUCUCUCGAAUUUCAUAAAUGCUGUCGAAUAUGA